Messenger RNA from Ascochyta rabiei, 276 nucleotides. RefSeq lists its product as uncharacterized. NCBI's taxonomy places the organism in Eukaryota, Fungi, Ascomycota, Dothideomycetes, Pleosporales, Didymellaceae. The transcript is spliced from 2 exons. The coding region runs from base 1 to 276 and encodes 91 amino acids. The record is from RefSeq and is a predicted model, not a curated record.
AUGACGCUCGACCGUGGAUUCGUGUAUUUGACCAACUCUCUCCCACGCGCGAAACCCUCCCCCGAAGCUACCAAAACUUCCUCCGAAUAUACAUUCGCCAACCGUUGCACCCAAAGUACGAAACCACCCACCUACCGUUCCGCUUGCUUCCAACAACCAGUUCAACAACAAUCCCGCGCCCCGCUGCCAAUAAGAAGAGAUGGCUCUGAGCUUCGUGAGGUUGCAAAAACCUCCUCCGAGCACCGCAGAAAACUCUAUAACCCAGCGCACAAAUAA